AUGCUUGUCCGAUAUUCUGCGCGACUCGUACGCGCCUACUGUUCCACACCUAGCACUUCCAGUAUGGUAAAUAUUUUAUUCAACAAACCAAAACUACGCUGCAGGCACUUCUGAUGUUUUGUUCACGGUUUGCAGGCGGAAACGAUCGCCGGUAAACUCGAGACGGUAGACAAGGAAAUGGUACACGAUUUACUGACCACCGUUCCGGAACUGAGGAAAUACAGCGCCGACCAGUGGCAGCGGAUGCACCGGCUUCUGAGUACGGAAGGGCUGGAUGGGGAAAAAAUCCUGUCGAUAAUCGGUGGACAUCCGGACAUUUUGGUACGCCCCUUGGAGAGGAUUUCCGAAAGCUUGCACUGUUGGCGUUCGUGCCAGUUUGGGGAUGGUAACACAAAGGUGCUGCUUUCGGCGCAUCCCCAAUUCCUGGACUACACCAAUCACGGCCGGCUGUCUCAGCGGGUGGCGUUUUUACACUCACACUUCGAGACGCGCAAGAACGUGUUCCGAUUGUUUCUGAACGCACCAAACCUGCUAACGGACGAGGAACGGGCGGUGGAAGAAAAAAUCGAUUACCUGAUGGUGAAGAUGCGUCACGAGGUGCUGGAUGUGGUAAAAUCGUGCUCGUUCUGCCACGACCUGGAGCACAUUCGCUGUAGGCAUACGUUUCUCGAGCGGCUGGGUAUCUUCAAACCUCGUUCACUGAAAGCGGAGAAAGAUGCACCAACCGACAAUCCGAAGCUGCACCAAAUUGUGGACACGAGCGACAAGCGGUUCGCAGUGAAGGUUGCGUUCGCGACGUUGGAGGAGUACGAAGUGUUUCAAGAACUGCUCAAGCGCGAAAUGGAAGGCCGCACCAAUCCGCACCAUCACGAUGUGUAUGAAGAUGAGGCGGAAGAAUUGGACGACAAUGCUGACGAACCGGGCAAGGAGUCUUACCAAAAGAGUAAACGAAAAAAGGGUCGUAAUUGAAUCCUUCCGACAUGU
Molecule: messenger RNA, 984 nt
Organism: Anopheles cruzii
Lineage: Eukaryota; Metazoa; Arthropoda; Insecta; Diptera; Culicidae
Product: transcription termination factor 4, mitochondrial
Exons: 1
Biological process (GO): regulation of DNA-templated transcription
Molecular function (GO): double-stranded DNA binding
Source: RefSeq, a predicted model, not a curated record